Molecule: messenger RNA, 1380 nt
Organism: Mercenaria mercenaria
Lineage: Eukaryota; Metazoa; Mollusca; Bivalvia; Venerida; Veneridae
Exons: 1
Coding region: 1-1380 (459 amino acids)
Source: RefSeq, a predicted model, not a curated record
AUGGACGCCGGUCAGUCCGUCAUACCGGAAGUGCAUGACAACCCUCGAGUUACGGCGUCUUUUUACACCGGAAGUAGAGGUAAACAAAGACCCCCAAGAAGUUUGGAUAUGAGAAACCCUGCAGCUACUGAUAAGAAAGCCUGUGUGUUUUGCAGUGAACAGCAUUCCCCGAUCGACUGUACCAAGGUAACUACUUACCAGUCCCGUACUGACAUUGUCAGGAAUAAACAAUUGUGUUUUAACUGUCUUGGUAGUCAUCAAGUGUCAAAGUGCCGAUCCAACUUUCGAUGUCGCCGUUGCCAACGGAAACACCACACCAGUAUAUGUGACCGGAAGUCUGCCCAGCCGACAGCUCCCACAGUCCCUACAGCCCCAACAACCUCAGAUCAACAGAGAAACCAACAAGCCACAGCCAUACUCCAUUCUUCGACGCAGUCCCCUUCCAAUGUACUACUGAAGACAGUCAUCGCCCCAGUGUGCAACCAACAGUUCAGAGUAGACGCCACAAUUCUUUUUGAUGAGGGAGCACAACGCUCAUUUAUUACAGAAAAAUUAGCCGACGAACUACAUUUACCUCGUGGAAAUCCCGAGAUAAUUCAUCUGACGUCCUUUGGAGACUCGAACCAGAAUGUACGCUUCAUGGAUACGUCCACUGUAUACCUAGUAACAGAUUUCGGAAGGAAGAUUGCCAUCCAGGUCCUUGUUGUACCAACCAUUGCAGUACCAUUACGUAACCUACAGCGUGAUGUGAAAGACUUACCCUAUCUACGAGGACUUAAGUUAGCCCACCCAAUCACAGAUGACGAAUCCUACGAAAUUUCCCUGUUGAUAGGCGCAGACCACUGUUGGAAGAUAGUACAGAACAGAAUAGUACGCGGAAAUGGACCUACCGCAGUAAGCUCCAAGAUUGGGUACCUCCUAUCCGGUCCACUCCCGAGUUCACCUACGAAUACGCCCACUAGUUACAUAAUGAAUGUACUUACCUCACCACCAGAUGUCCACGAGUUAGAGCGCUUCUGGAAACUUGAGUCCAUGGGUAUUACACCAGAAGAGGAUCCGUCCAGUACAGAAUACCUACAGACUUACCAGACCACUGCAAUCAAGUUCGAAGAUGGACGUUAUUCCGCCAUGUUGCCAUGGAAACUAGAUCACCCUCCCUUACCAUCCAAUUACUUCAUAACGAAACGAAGCACAGAGAAAACGAUUCACCGCCUACGUCAGGAGCCACACCUACUUAAUAAGUACGGCGAAAUCAUAAAAGAACAAGUAUGCAGAGAUUUCAUAGAAAAGGUCCCAGACUCAGAGAUAGCUUCCCAAGAUGUCCAUUAUAUUCCGCACCGUGAAAUCAGAAAAGACUCAACAACGACCCCAUUCGUAUAG